Prionailurus viverrinus (fishing cat) is the source of this 5609-nucleotide messenger RNA. RefSeq names its product KAT8 regulatory NSL complex subunit 1 (gene KANSL1). NCBI's taxonomy places the organism in Eukaryota, Metazoa, Chordata, Mammalia, Carnivora, Felidae. The transcript is spliced from 15 exons. The record is from RefSeq and is a predicted model, not a curated record. The coding region runs from base 684 to 3992 and encodes 1102 amino acids. Gene Ontology annotation, cellular component: NSL complex. Gene Ontology annotation, molecular function: histone acetyltransferase binding.
AGAUUAAAGGGGGGGAGGGAAAAGGAGCUCGGCCGCCAUUUUCCCAGUGCCGCCGCCACCGCCGCCACCGCUCGCCGAGCCGGCGGGAGAACCGAGCACCGUAGCGAAGCCGACUCGUCUCACCGCGGCGGCGCGGGGGGCGGCCGGAGCGCGCUCCCCGGCCGGGAAGAGGCGUGCGGGGGUGGCGGCUGGGGUGCGGGCUCGGGCUGCAGACGGCGGUGCUUGUUUGUGCGGGGCGGGGGGGCGGCUUCACCCUCUGCCCCCGCCCGCCAGUCCUCCCCGCCGGGCUGCGGUCCCCGACGGUGCCCAGGCCCCGCCGGAGCCGAGGAAGGCCGGAGAAGGGGCCCGAAAGAGAAGAAAAAGCGGCCGCUCCCCGCCGCCGCCGCCUUCCCCUCCCCCUCCGCCUCGCCCCCCCCCGCCCGGAAAGUCAGGGCGGCUCCGGGCGCCGGGGGGGAGGAGAGCGGCGGGCCCGGGCCGGAGCCGCCGCCGCGCGCCCCCGCCUGCCGCCGCCGGCCCUCGGCGCCCAGGCCGGGGGCUGUUUGCAAACUGCGCCCAUUUUGUGGGGCUGAAUCCGCCCGGGCAACGCUCCUCCAUCACGUGUCUGUUCUCUGGGGAGGCGGUAAGGGGCCGUGGAACUGGCCUCGGCACCGGGAGAGGCUGGACUUCCUGUCUCUCUGUGCUGAAUGGCUGCGAUGGCGCCCGCUCUCACUGACGCAGCAGCUGAAGCACACCAUAUCCGGUUCAAACUGGCUCCCCCAUCCUCCACUUUGUCCCCUGGCAGUGCCGAAAAUAACGGCAACGCCAACAUCCUUAUUGCUGCCAACGGAACCAAAAGAAAAGCCAUUGCUGCAGAGGAUCCCAGUUUAGACUUCCGAAAUAAUCCUACCAAGGAGGACUUGGGAAAGCUGCAACCAUUGGUGGCAUCUUAUCUCUGCUCCGAUGUAACAUCUGUACCCUCAAAGGAGUCGUUGAAAUUGCAAGGUGUCUUCAGCAAGCAGACAGUCCUUAAAUCUCAUCCUCUCUUAUCUCAAUCCUAUGAACUCCGAGCUGAGCUGUUGGGGAGACAGCCAGUUUUGGAGUUUUCCUUAGAAAAUCUCAGAACCAUGAAUACGAGUGGUCAGACAGCUCUGCCACAAGCACCUGUAAAUGGGUUGGCUAAGAAAUUGACUAAAAGUUCAACACAUUCUGAUCAUGACAAUUCCAGUCCCCUCAAUGGGGGAAAACGAGCUCUCACUUCAUCUUCUUUUCAGGGGGGUGAAGUGGUGGCAUCUGAAUCUGGGGACUUGAAGGGGGGUAUGACCAAUUGCACUCUUCCACAUAGAAGCCUUGAUGUAGAACACACAACUAUAUUUAGCAAUAAUAGCACUGCAAACAAAUCUUCUGUAAAUUCCAUGGAACAGCCGGCACUUCAAGGAAGCAGUAGGUUAUCACCUGGCACAGACUCCGGUUCUAACUUGGGGGGUGUCAAGUUAGAGGAUAAAAAGUCUCCCUUGUCUUCCAUUCUUUUCAGUGCUUUAGAUUCUGACACAAGGAUAACAGCUUUACUGCGGAGGCAGGCCGAUAUUGAGAGCCGUGCCCGCAGGUUACAGAAGCGCUUACAGGUUGUGCAAGCCAAGCAGGUGGAGAGGCAUAUACAGCAUCAGCUGGGUGGAUUUUUAGAGAAGACUUGGAGCAAACUGCCAAACUUGGAAUCCUUGAGGCCCCGGAGCCAGUUGAUGCUGACUCGAAAGGCUGAAGCUGCAUUGAGAAAAGCUGCCAGUGAGACCACCACUUCAGAAGGACUUAGCAAUUUCCUGAAAAGCGAUUCAAUUUCAGAAGAAUUGGAGAGAUUUACAGCUAGUGGUAUAGCUAACUUGAGGUGCAGUGAGCGAGCGUUUGAUUCAGACGUCACCGACAGUAGUUCAGGAGGAGAGUCUGAUAUUGAAGAGGAAGAACUGACCAGAGCUGAUCCUGAGCAACGCCAUGUACCCCUGAGGCGCAGGUCAGAGUGGAGAUGGGCUGCAGACCGAGCAGCUAUUGUCAGCCGCUGGAACUGGCUUCAGGCUCAUGUUUCUGACUUGGAAUAUCGAAUUCGGCAGCAAACAGAUAUUUAUAAGCAGAUACGUGCUAAUAAGGGGUUGAUAGUUCUUGGGGAGGCACCUCCCCCGGAGCAUACACCAACAGACUUAUUUCUUCCACUUAGUUCUGAGGUGAAGACGGAUCAUGGGAAUGAUAAAUUGAUCGAGUCUGUUUCUCAGCCCCUGGAAAACCAUGGUGCCUCUGGUCAUUCAGAGUCAUUGUCUACUAAAUCAUGUGGAGCAUUGAGACCUGUCAAUGGCGUUAUUAACACUCUUCAGCCUAUCUUGGCAGACCACAUUCCAGGUGACAUCUCUGAUGCUGAGGAACAAUUACAAAAAAAGCAAAGACUGAAUCUAGUUUCUUCAUCAACUGAUGGCACCUGUGUGGCAGCCCGAACACGUCCUGUACUGAGCUGUAAGAAACGAAGGCUUGUUCGACCCAACAGCAUCGUUCCUCUUUCCAGGAAGGUUCACCGGAACAGCACAAUGCGCUCUGGCUGUGAUGUGAACCCCUCCUGUGCGCUGUGUGGCUCAGGCAGCACCGUCACCGUGCCCCCGGAAAUUCACUACGAAGCCCCUCUGUUGGAACGCCUUUCCCAAUUGGACUCUUGUGUUCACCCAGUUCUAGCAUUUCCAGAUGAUGUUCCCACAAGCCUGCACUUCCAGAGCAUGCUGAAAUCUCAGUGGCAGAACAAGCCUUUUGACAAAAUCAAACCUCCCAAAAAGUUUUCACUUAAGCACAGAGCACCCAUGCCAGGCAGCCUGCCAGAUCCAACUCGUAAAGACAGGCACAAGUUGGUCAACUCCUUCCUGACAACAGCCAAGCUGUCCCAUCACCAAACCCGGCCUGACAGGACCCACAGGCAGCACUUAGACGAUGUGGGGGCCGUGCCUAUGGUGGAGCGAGUGACAGCGCCCAAAGCAGAGCGCUUGCUCAACCCACCGCCACCUGUGCACGACCCAAACCACAGCAAAAUGAGAUUGCGAGACCAUUCAUCUGAGAGAAGUGAAGUGUUGAAGCAUCACACGGACAUGAGCAGUUCCAACUACUUGGCGGCCACCCAACAUCCACCGCACAGUCCCCUGGUGCGACAGCUCUCCACCUCAUCGGACACCUCGGCACCCACCAGCUCUAGCCCACAGGUUACGGCCAGCACGUCUCAGCCAGUGAGGAGGAGAAGGGGAGAGAGCUCAUUCGACAUUAACAACAUUGUCAUCCCGAUGUCUGUUGCUGCAACAACUCGUGUAGAGAAACUACAAUACAAGGAAAUCCUUACCCCCAGCUGGCGCGAGGUCGAUCUUCGGUCUCUGAAGGGGAGUCCUGACGAGGAGAAUGAGGAGGUCGAGGAUCUAUCUGAUGCAGCCUUCGCCGCCCUACAUGCCAAGUGUGAGGAGAUGGAGAGGGCUCGGUGGUUGUGGACCACGAGUGUGCCACCCCAGCGGCGGGGCAGCAGGUCUUACAGGUCAUCAGACGGCCGGACGACCCCUCAGCUGGGCAGUGCCAACCCCUCCACCCCCCAGCCCGCCUCUCCUGAUGUCAGUAGUAGCCACUCUUUGUCGGAGUUCUCCCACGGUCAGUCCCCAAGGAGCCCCAUUAGCCCGGAACUGCACUCGGCGCCCCUCACCCCUGUGGCUCGGGAUGCUCUACGACACCUGGCCAGUGAAGACACCCGCUGUUCCACACCGGAGCUGGGGCUGGAUGAACAGUCCGUCCAGCCGUGGGAACGGCGAACCUUCCCCUUGGCAUACAGUCCCCAGACGGAGUGUGAGGACCAACUGGAUGCACAGGAACGGGCAGCCCGCUGUACUCGGCGCACCUCAGGCAGCAAGACUGGCCGAGAGGCAGAGGUGGCCCCCACCUCGCCCCCCGUUGUCCCCCUCAAGAGUCGGCAUUUGGCGACAACAGUCACAGCUCAGCGUCCAGCUCACAGAUGAGCGGGAUACGAGAAUCUAAACAGACUCACUAACUAUUGGCAUUAAAGCUUCAGAAAUCUCUGCGUUUGAUAUUCAAACAUCAUAUGCCGGAAAUUUUCACAGUUUUUAGUGAAUUUAAGGAAUUUAGAUUCUACUUUGGUAUUUUUGUUUUGUUUUGAUUUUUGUUUUGUUUGGUUUUGGUUUCCAUGUUUUGUUGUCACACACCUGAGCACUUCCUCCAGUUGGCAAACAGAAGUUCAGGAUAAGACCCUGCUGGCCUGGUCCUGGCACAUCCUCCGCACUGUUGAAUCACUGGACUUAGAGAUGUUAGGUGACCACCCCCCCCCCCCCCCCCGCGCCCCUUGCCCCGCACCUGUGGACAGGGUGGGACAGCCACGUGGGCAGAGGGAAUGGCAAGCUCCCCGCUCAGCGUUGCCGCCUGAGGUCAGGAUAGGGGGAGAACAGCACGCUCUGGACUCUCACCCUUUCUCCUCUCCUCUCCUCCCAUCGGCGGCCCGGCCCAGCUCUGGCCCUCCUGGCCGGGUCCCCCUUGGCCAUCUGUGCUAGGGCACCCCCACGCCCACCAGAGCCUCUUGGCCAUAACCACCACCUGUUCCGAACUCUCAGUCGACAGAACGGCUUCCCUUUGUCAUCCAGAUCUUGGAGACCUAGUCUGGGUUUCCGCUGCGUUUGGUCCUCUCUGUUUUGACUCCUCCACUGCAGUAACGUGACUGCGGCUGCUCAGGUCCCUGCCCCGCCCCUUGCGCUCCCUCUCUGCUCCCCGAUGCCACCCGCGCACCCACACACACCAGGCCUUCCACCCGGAUGUUUUUACCAACUGUGUCCCCCGUCUGUGAAGGUGGGGUUAGGGCUACUUCCAUUCCCACUCCUCUGCAAACUGGGGGGUCAGGGACACGAGCAGUCAUCUCCCCUCUAGGAUUCUGUCGUCGUGGAUUCAUUUGGUCCCAUUUCCCCCACACGCACUUCCCUGUUGGUGUCCGGCCUUUCCUCUCCCACGCUCCCCUUGCCUGUGGAACGUUGUCUGGUCCUAGCUGUGGUUCCCAUCACUCCCUCAUCACCCCCCUUGGUCAACCUCGUGCCUGUCUCAUGUAUGAUCACAUCACCAAAAGGGGGGGGCAAUAAGAACUUCUUUAUUUUUAUUUUUUUUUUUUUUUUUGUUGCCAUUUUGUAAUCGUAUAAAAAUAGUAGACAAACUGCUUAAUGGUUGGGGUUUUUUCACAAUUUUCAACAUUAGUGAUUUUUUUUGAUUCUGUUUGCAAGUUAAAGGGUUUGUCAUUGUUUCUUUAAAAACAAUAAUGCACCAUAUCCCUAUGCAUAAAGUGCUUCUUCUAUUUAUAAGGUUGAAAAUUCUGAAUAACCCUUUUAGCAUUGUUAAAAAAAAAAAAACAAAAACAAAAAUGGAAAAAAAAAACCUUGUAUUUUGUAAAUAUUUUCUUUUCCUGCUUUGAGCUGUGUAUUGGCAGCGAAACAUGUAGCUGUCUUUGUUCUAUAGAAAUGCUUUUCUUCAGAGAAGCUGAUCUUUGUUAAUGUCUUGAUUCUGUUCGCAAAGCACAGACUAGUGCUUAAAAAAAAAAAAGGAAGGAAAAAUUGAAAAAAAUAAAAAAAAAAGUUACAGAA